AUGAAGCGGCUGGUGGUGGUCGUCCUCCUACUGGCGGCACUAGUAGCCGUGGGCUCCUCCGCCGCGCCGGCGGCGGCGGGGGGGAUCUCCGGGAGCUCCGCCGCCAACCACCACACGAUACCGAGGAAGGAUUUUGGUGGGUUCGACGGUUCUGAGAGCCCUCCCGGCGGCGCCGCCGCCGGAGGACGGCAGGGGAAGAGUUAG
Messenger RNA from Spirodela intermedia, 204 nucleotides. NCBI's taxonomy places the organism in Eukaryota, Viridiplantae, Streptophyta, Magnoliopsida, Alismatales, Araceae. The record is from the annotation of a GenBank genome assembly.